UUACCUUUGCCGGUCAUGGCGACGGUGUGUUCAUGUCCAUGAGGCGGGAAGUACCACGUACUCUCUCAGUAAAAGUGGAUUAACGGGGCGAAAUAAACAAUGGCUGGAGUCUUCGACAUUGAUCUGGAUCAGCCGGAGGAAAAUGUCUCCGAUGAUGAGCUCGAGGAGGCUCAGAUCACUGACUUAAUGGAUCAGUGCAGUGGCUUUGAAUUUAAUAUGGAGGACUGUGAGAAGAUUGAAAUAUCUGAGGACAAUGUAAACCAAGGCACAGAGAGCAUACGUCCAGAAUGCUUUGAGUUGUUGCGUGUUUUGGGAAAAGGUGGCUAUGGAAAGGUUUUCCAAGUUCGGAAGGUGACGGGUGCGGGGUCAGGAAAAAUAUUUGCUAUGAAAGUCUUGAAAAAGGCUAUGAUCGUGCGGAAUGCCAAGGACACAGCCCAUACCAAGGCUGAACGCAACAUUUUGGAGGAAGUGAAGCACCCUUUCAUUGUUGAUCUCAUCUAUGCCUUUCAGACCGGCGGCAAGCUUUACCUCAUCCUUGAAUACCUAAGUGGUGGGGAACUUUUUAUGCAAUUGGAAAGGGAAGGGAUUUUUAUGGAAGACACUGCCUGCUUUUACUUGGCAGAAAUUUCUAUGGCUCUGGGCCACCUGCAUCAGAAGGGCAUAAUCUACCGGGACCUUAAACCCGAAAACAUCAUGCUGAGUAGUCAAGGCCAUGUUAAAUUGACAGACUUUGGAUUGUGUAAGGAAUCCAUUCAUGAUGGAACUGUCACUCACACCUUCUGUGGCACCAUUGAGUACAUGGCUCCAGAGAUUCUCAUGAGAAGUGGGCACAAUCGUGCUGUUGAUUGGUGGAGUCUCGGAGCCUUGAUGUAUGACAUGUUAACUGGGGCUCCACCUUUUACUGGAGAGAACCGUAAGAAAACUAUUGACCGUAUUCUUAAAUGCAAGCUGAACCUCCCCCCCUACCUCACACAAGAAGCCAGGGACCUGCUGAAAAAGCUGCUAAAAAGAAGUGCCUCAUCUCGACUCGGAGCCGGACCUGGAGAUGCUACAGAGGUGCAGACUCAUCCCUUUUUCCGGGCAAUUAACUGGGAUGACCUGCUUGCGAGGAAAGUUGAGCCACCGUUCAGGCCUUUCCUGCAAUCGGCUGAAGACGUCAGUCAGUUUGAUUCGAAGUUCACCAGCCAAACGCCUGUAGACAGUCCCGACGACUCCACGCUCAGCGAGAGUGCAAAUCAGGUCUUCCUGGGCUUUACUUAUGUAGCUCCAUCUGUGUUGGAAAACGUUAAGGAGAAGUUCUCAUUUGAGCCAAAAAUUCGUUCACCUCGACGCUUUUUAGGGAGCCCAAGAACGCCUGUGAGCCCUGUCAAGUUCACCGGAGACUGCUGGCCCCGAGGUCCUCCCAUGCCCGGAGUGUCCUCUCUCCAGUCUCCAACGGAGCUUGCCAUGGAGGUGUCUACCAUGGACCAGAUGGACAUCGCUGCCAGUGCUGAAGUCACUGCUCCCCUGCCCAUCAGGCAGGCCCCGGGAUCUGCCAUGGGCCCUUUCAAACAGCAGGCAUACCCAGUUCUGUCCAAGAGACCAGAGCAUCUGCGGAUGAACCUAUGACCAUUAGCUUGACUUAGAGGUUUACUUUGCUGUCUCCGUUUCUUUUAUAUAAAUAUUAGGGAAAAUGGAUAUCUCUCUCCUCCCACCCCCACCGUCAUGCGACCUCCUCCUAUUGUAGACUGUCCUUCCCUGUCUGAUGAGCAUGUGUGGUUUACUGAGCUCGAGACACUACUUCCA
Messenger RNA from Electrophorus electricus (electric eel), 1785 nucleotides. It is a transcript of the gene rps6kb1b, whose product is annotated as ribosomal protein S6 kinase b, polypeptide 1b. NCBI's taxonomy places the organism in Eukaryota, Metazoa, Chordata, Actinopteri, Gymnotiformes, Gymnotidae. The record is from RefSeq and is a predicted model, not a curated record. Gene Ontology annotation, biological process: protein phosphorylation; signal transduction. Gene Ontology annotation, molecular function: protein serine/threonine kinase activity; ATP binding.